GACUCCGCCCCGGAUGUUGGGGAAGCAGAGAGAGGAUCUUGAGUGAGGUUCUAAUUUGGUUGCUGCUCUAGGAUCCGGAACCGAAUGGUAUAGACAGCUUUUUUUCCCCUUAAAUGUGACGAAUUCUGGAUUUAAUGGGGAAAAACGUGCGUGAAGUUCCCGGGGAUAUAACCUGACGAAUUUCCCCAUCUUCAUUUCCCUUCUGCCUUACGGCUGGCUGCAGUACCCAGGAUAUACUUAAUUUUUCAACUGUCUGCAACCAUCACUCUAAACUGUUUAAAUGAGAAUGUCCCUGGCUCAGAGAGUACUGCUCACUUGGCUUUUUACAUUACUUUUCUUGAUCAUGUUGGUGUUGAAAUUGGAUGAGAAAGCACCAUGGAACUGGUUCCUUAUAUUCAUACCAGUCUGGAUAUUUGAUACUAUUCUCCUUGUAAUGCUGAUUGUGAAGAUGGCUGGACGAUGUAAAUCUGGUUACAACCAUAGAAAUGGACCACGACAUAUGAAAAGAAAAGUCUGGUACUUCAUAGCGAUGUUACUUAAAUUGGCCUUCUGUCUUGCACUCUGUGCUAAACUGGAACAGUUUACUAAUAUGAAUCUAUCAUAUGUUUUUAUUCCUUUAUGGGCCUUACUGGUUGGGGCUAUGACAGAACUUGGAUAUAAUGUCUUUUUUGCUCGGAGAGACUGACUUUUUAAAAACUAUGCCUUUUCAAUAUAACUUGCUGAACAACAACAACAAAAACAGUAUUCCAGAUAUUUGCAAACUUCAAGGCUACUAAGGAACUGAAAACCACACCAGUUGCAGUUUUACAGUUAGUGUUAAAUCAAGUAAGUUAUUCAAAGACUUGAAGACAGCAUGAAAAGUAUUUAUUCUACAUUUGAAUUAUUAGUCUCUUUAUCACUUGUAAAAAUAAAACUUUGUUUUGAACCACA
This is a messenger RNA of Antechinus flavipes (yellow-footed antechinus), 930 nucleotides long. It is a transcript of the gene TMEM60, whose product is annotated as transmembrane protein 60. NCBI's taxonomy places the organism in Eukaryota, Metazoa, Chordata, Mammalia, Dasyuromorphia, Dasyuridae. Bases 281 to 685 code for a protein of 134 amino acids. The transcript is spliced from 2 exons. The record is from RefSeq and is a predicted model, not a curated record.